AUGCUCUCUGUCUUGAGCAGCAGUGCUGUCCACCUCAGUGAGGAGCUGCACCGCACGCGGCAGGAUCUCGUGGCUGCACGCUGCGAAGCAGCACAGCUGGCAGCGGCCCUACAGCAGAAAAGGACAUGGGUGGUGCAGCACAUGGAGUCGGUUUUCAAGGUGCUCCAACAGCGCAACGAGCGGCUGCUGCAAAGCUUGGCUUUCCAUGGGAUGAUCAUGGCUCGGAGCUGUAGCCAGGUCUGGCGCCGGUCGGCGUCUGCUGGUCUGGCUGAGUCGCCCGCCCCAAGCAGUCCCCGCCGCAGUCCAGGCAGAGCAACAGCGUGGCAGUGGCUCUGGCAGAAGAAGGUCUUUGGCCUUUGGCGCCGGGGCGCCGAGGUCGCCCGAAGGGCCCGGCACAGCGAGGAGCACCACGCGGAGCUCCAUGGACAGAGGGCCUCCCUGCUGGACCUCGAGGAGUGCGUGGAGCGCCUGCACGGCCGGCGCGUCGACCUGGAGGCGCUGCUCCAAAGCGAGCGGCGCCGCGUGCAGGAGUUGGAGACGGAGCUCAGCGGCUGCAAGGAGCAAGUGAAGGAGCUUCAGAGGACUCUGAAGGAGUCCUACGUUCAGCAGUUUGAAGCUUCGCAGAAGCGAGAGGAGCUCGAGAGCCACUUCAGCAAGCUUCUGGAGGAGCUGCACCGCAUGAAGGCUGACAAAGAAGGUCUGGAAGGACAGAUCCCUCAGCUGCGGAAGGACCUGAAGGAGGCCAGGGCCCUCAACGCGGACCAAGAGUCCCAGCUCGUGGAGGCCACGGGCGAACUGUCGCUGGCGGAGGAAGUCAUCGACGAUAUCACCAGCUCCAAGUUGGUGGGCCUCCGCCGCUUCUUCGAGCACUACAACCUGCCAGCAGUUUGUUUGUCGCUGUUUCGGAAGGUUGUGGAGCUGCAGCACCAGCUGCGGACCAGAAGCCGGCUCAGCCAGACGAGUCAAGCAUCGGAGACCCCCCGCUCGCCGCGUCUAGAGCGGACUCGGGCCAUCGAGAGUGAGGUGCGGCAGCUUGGGGCCGUGACCCGCUGUAGCUUACAAGGCUACAUAGAGGGCCUGAACGUGGACCAGGUCACCUCGAGCAUGGUCGUGCAGGUGGUCCUGGCGCUCCUGGGCCUGGACCUGGGGAGGGCGCCCUGCGAUGCCGCGCGCUUCGUGUCGCUGCUGGCGGCCCCGCCUGCCUGGGAGCAGCUGGACUUCGCCACAGCGCUCUGGGGCUCCGCGGGUGAGCCAGCGGCGGCAGUCGUUCAGCAGCACCGGGCCCGCUUGGCGGCACUUUCCAGUCAGGGAAGUGCAAGCACGUGCAAGCUUUCACCACGCCAUGGCUCCUUGGAAGAGCGAAGACGCGACCAGGGCGUCGGAUGCCGCGCCUAG
Molecule: messenger RNA, 1395 nt
Organism: Symbiodinium necroappetens
Lineage: Eukaryota; Dinophyceae; Suessiales; Symbiodiniaceae
Source: the annotation of a GenBank genome assembly